AUGUAUACAGGACCUACAACAUUGCGGCCAACCACAUUAGUGACAACUGAGGGACCUACAACAUUGCGGCCAACCAUAUUAGUGACAACUGAGGGACCUACAACAUUGCGGCCAACCACAUUAGUGACAACUGAGGAAUCUACAACAUUGCAGCCAACCACAUCAGUGACAACUGAAGAAUCUACAACAUUGCAGCCAACCACAUCAGUGACAACUGAAGAAUCUACAACAUUGCAGCCAACCACAUCAGUGACAAUUGAAGGACCUACAACAUUGCGGCCAACCACAUUAGUGACAACUGAGGAAUCUACAACAUUGCAGCCAGCCACAUCAGUGACAACUGAGGAAUCUACAACAUUGCAGCCAACCACAUCAGUGACAACUGAUGAAUCUACAAUGUCAAAUGACACUAAUGGUUUUAAUAAAAUAGAAACACCUCUACUGUUAGUUGUUCCAAAACUAUGGAACGAUGUUCCUUUCCACAAUAAAUCAUAA
Anneissia japonica is the source of this 495-nucleotide messenger RNA. Its product is annotated as threonine-rich protein-like. The transcript has 11 exons. The record is from RefSeq and is a predicted model, not a curated record. Lineage: Eukaryota; Metazoa; Echinodermata; Crinoidea; Comatulida; Comatulidae. The coding region runs from base 1 to 495 and encodes 164 amino acids.